Molecule: messenger RNA, 606 nt
Organism: Dibothriocephalus latus
Lineage: Eukaryota; Metazoa; Platyhelminthes; Cestoda; Diphyllobothriidea; Diphyllobothriidae
Source: the annotation of a GenBank genome assembly
AUGCCUCUCUUCUUUUGUUUUCUAUGUGUGCGCGUGCCUCAGGAAAAGGCGAACUCGAGCGAUAGUAGUGGACCCAUCUUUAACGCUGACAUAACUCGCCAGUGGCACGGUUAUGUAACCUCAAAACUCUCCUCCAACCGUGGACGCAUCUGGAUGGACAUCUCUUCACGAGUGCGCCCUCUCCUUGGCACUAUCGCUGAACAUGCUCAAGGCAUGACAUUCGAGGCAAUCGCGGCCGUGCUGAACAUUGUAAACGGCCUGGUCCGCGUUGGGGAAGAGUUUGCCGGCCACGUCUCCUCAGAUCUCUUGGAAGUUCUACGCAAUUCCAUCCAACAGUUCUUCGUGGGUUUCCACAAAAAACAUAUGGAACGUCUGCGCUUCUUCCUUGACAACGAGACUUGGGACCUAUGCCCGGUUUCAGCCAAUUUCACCCUCCUUGAUUUACAUGAAUUCCGUCACUUCUUCAAAACAUUCCAUCGCCGUGUGUCCAACAACAAUUGUGCUGAUGAAACUGAUGAAAUGUCUUCCGGCCUUACGAUGGGAGAUGGUUAUCUGAUGAAGGCAUAUAAGUUGAAAAUAGAAAUUCUGGUCUAUGUCGCUGGUUAA